Molecule: messenger RNA, 7233 nt
Organism: Paraphaeosphaeria sporulosa
Lineage: Eukaryota; Fungi; Ascomycota; Dothideomycetes; Pleosporales; Didymosphaeriaceae
Product: ketoacyl-synt-domain-containing protein
Exons: 3
Coding region: 1-7203 (2400 amino acids)
Biological process (GO): secondary metabolite biosynthetic process; fatty acid biosynthetic process
Molecular function (GO): fatty acid synthase activity; oxidoreductase activity; phosphopantetheine binding
Source: RefSeq, a predicted model, not a curated record
AUGCCUUUCGUCAAAGACGAUCUUGAGCCCAUAGCCAUCAUUGGCAUGGCUUGCAGAUUUCCAGGCGGAGCCAACAGCCCUGAAGAACUAUGGCAAAUGCUCGCUGAGGGGCGCUCCGGGUGGUCUGAAAUACCAGCCGACCGCUACAAAUGGACGUCCUUCUACCACCCAAGUCCCGAUGCUGAAGCAGCGCAUAACCAGACAGGCGGCGGCUACAUCGACCGCGACCUGGCGGCCUUCGACGCUGCCUUCUUCAACAUACCCGUCGCUGAAGCCAAUGGUCUUGAUCCCCAACAGAGGAUCCAUCUGGAAACAGCGUAUGAAGCCCUAGAAAGCGCUGGCCUGCCACUCGAAAGUGUGAAGGGCUCGAGAACGUCAGUCCACGUGGCCACCGUAAGCCGUGACUACGAUCGAAAUGCGUACCGAGAUCCACAGGAUCUUGCGAAGUACCAGCUUACUGGCUGUGGAGAGGCUAUCACGUCUGGACGAGUGUCGUAUACGUUCGACCUCCGGGGCCCAUGCUUCUCCCUCGAUACGGGGUGCUCAGGUAGCUUGGUCGGCCUUCAUCUCGCUAUACAGGGACUGCGCUCAAGAGAAACGGAUAUGGCUCUUGUUGGUGGAACCAAUCUGCUGCUUUCACCGGAUAUGACGAUCGCAAUGAGCAAGCUACAUAUGCUGAACGACGACGGUAAAUGCUACGCCUUUGACAGUCGCGGGAAAGGCUAUGCGCGCUCUGAGGGCGUAUCCACCAUCGUACUCAAGCGCCUCUCCGACGCAGUCAAGGCCGGAGACCCUGUCCGCGCCGUCGUGAGGAACACCGGGAUAAACCAGGACGGCAAGACCAACGGGAUCAUGCUACCUAACUCUUCGGCACAGGAGGAACUCAUGCGGUCAAUACACCUGGAUGCCGGGUUGGAGCCAAGCCUGACAGCCUAUGUCGAAGCCCAUGGCACGGGCACACAAGCCGGCGACAAAGCUGAAAUCACCUCAAUCACCAACGUCUUCUGUAAUGGCGUCGAUAGACUGCAUCCACUAUUAGUAGGGUCCGUCAAGGCGAAUUUAGGCCAUUGUGAAAGCGCCAGCGGGCUCGCCGGUCUCAUCAAGACAGUUCUGGCGCUUGAGAAGGGCCUGAUCCCAGCAACGCCAGAUGUGCUGGACUUGAAAGAAGGCCUCGAUUUAGAAAACCGUAACAUCCGGAUCCCACAGAGCCUCGAGCCCUGGCCGGCCCUGAGCGUCCGGAGGGCGGCUAUCAAUUCCUUUGGCUACGGAGGCACAAACGUUGCAGCAGUUCUGGAGAGUUACCAGCCUGUCCAGAGGGGGCACCCUGCGAAUGGAGCGAAUGGUAUCGAGACGGUGAAUGUUAUCCCGAGCCUAAUCGUCGUCUCUGCAAAAUCCUCCAAGUCUCUAUUGAGAAAUAUCGAAAAUCUACAGCAGUGGGUCUCUUCCCAGUCUCCACUGUCCCCAGACAUACUCCGAAACCUCGCAUACACCCUCUCCACGAGGCGAUCUAACUUCUCGAUCCGCACAAGCUUCCUAGCAAGCACACCCGAGGACUUCCUCGCCGUGACCAAGCGUAUCACUCCCCCUGAGCGGACGACAGGACAACCUCGUCUAACAUGGGUCUUUACGGGCCAGGGUGCCCAGUGGUAUGCCAUGGGCCGCGAGCUCCUCCACACCCAGUCGGCAUUCGCGACCUCGCUGCGAGCAUCGGAGGCCAUCUUGAAAAGCCUAGGCGCCGAGUGGAGCCUUUUCACCGAGCUUUCCCGCGACGACGCAGACAAUUCCCGCAUCAAUGAGAGCGAGAUAUCCCAGCCCGCGACGACUGCGCUCCAAAUCGCGCUGGUUGAUCUGCUGGCAAGCUUCCGCGUGCGCCCGGCGUCUGUCGUCGGGCACUCCAGCGGGGAGAUUGCAGCGGCAUAUACUGUCGGAGCGCUAACGCACGCCGCAGCGCUCACCGCGUCGUUCCAUCGCAGCAAGGUGGCGCGGCUGGUGAAACAGGUGCUCAGUAUGCCAGGAGGCAUGAUGGUAACUACCCUCAAUGAAGCGGAUGCAAAUGCCUACAUUGGGCGGAUAGGUAGCGACCGGCUGUCUCUUGCGUGCAUCAACAGCCCAAGCAGCACGACUAUCUCUGGUGACAAAAGCGCGCUCGAGGAGCUCAAGGCCAUACUACAGGGUGAAUCCAUUAUGGCGAAGAGCCUUGCCGUGGACGUGGCGUACCAUUCCCACCACAUGAAGGCUGUCGCAGGUGAGUAUCUCGCUGCGCUCCAGGGUUUGGAGAGUUCCGAAGCUUGCGACGACAUCCAGCUCUUCUCGUCCGUUACUGGCGAGCAGAAGACCUCGGGCUUUGGCCCUGAAUACUGGGUGCAGAACCUCGUGUCUACUGUGCGCUUCCCGGAUGCCCUGAUGGCGGCGUGUCGCCCCAGCGGUGGUUCAAGGGCUGUACCACGAGUCUUUGUGGAGAUCGGGCCACAUGCUGCACUCGCAGGCCCAACACGGCAGACCUUGACUCCGCAUGUGGACCAUAAGUACUACUCUGCCCUGGUGCGUGGGAAAGACGCUUACACAACCCUACUCACCCUUGCGGGUAAGCUAUUCGAAUCAGGCCUACCCAUUGACAUCAAUGCCGUAAACACCAUGUCAGACAGCAAGAUGACACACCGCACCAUCCCUAACCUGCCCCUCUACUCGUGGGACCAUUCAAACCGCUACUGGCAUGAAUCGAGGCUGAGCAAGGAAUAUCGCUUCCGCAAACACCCUUACCACGACCUGCUUGGCCUCCGCCUAGUUGGCAGCACGCCGCUAGAGCCCAUUUGGCGUAACAUUCUUAGUCUCUCUGCGCAGCCCUGGCUCUCAGAGCAUGUCAUUGAUGGAUUUGCCAUUCUGCCCGGCUCCAGUUUUCUCACCAUGGCCAUGGAAGCCGUGCGCCAGCUCAGCGAUGAGCGUGGCGCACCUCGCAUCAAGCGCUUUCACUUGCGGAAGGUGAAGUAUUCCAAAGCCAUCAUGAUACCAGAGGCCCCUGAAAAAGUUGAGGUCAUGAUCAGUCUCCAGGGCCGCGGCUCUGGUGCUGGAGUCCCGCGAGACCUGGCUGAGUGGGAGACCUUCCGUAUCACAUCGUCCGCGGACACGCAGACGUGGAAUCUCAACUGCGUGGGUGGUAUCCGCGUAGAGUACCAUUCAGACUCGAAUGAUGUCGACGGGGGCCACGCACAGCUGCAGUCGCUGUCCGAGCUGCGCGAUCAACUUCCUCGCACUAGCGCAGCAUGUACCCAGACCAUCGAGCACGAAGCGCUUUACGACGAGAUGCGCCAUAACGGCAUCGCCUACGGCACAAAUUUCGCAACCAUCAAGGAGCUACGGAUAGGCGAGUGCCAGGCGUUUGGGAAGAUCGAGAUUCCAGAUGUGGCUAAGUGCAUGCCUUCGGGGUACCUGCAGCCUCAUACGAUCCAUCCGGCUACAUUCGACGCUCUCAUGCACAUUGUACUACCGCUAUACUUCCGCCACUGCACUGUCGGCACGGCCAUGUUAACCUCGAUAGAGGAGGUUUCAGUUUCGGCUGACAUGACCACAUUUCCAGGCUCCUGCCUCCAAGUUUGCGCAUUAUUGUCCCCUUCCGGUCCACGGUCCGGCUCAGUGGACGUCACUGCCUUCGAGCACGACAACCCGGUGGUCCUCCUCCGCGGCCAGAAAUUCCAAGGCAUAGCAACCAGCCAGUCUUCCGUGCCAACGACAUGCGUCCGAGGCCCGCUCCAUAGUGUCCACAGACCCCUCAAGAUGAUUGCGACAACACCGGGGGUACCGAGCAGCCUGUGUUUCGUCGACGACGAAGCGGCCAGGGCCCCGCUCCACCCGGAUGAGAUAGAGAUCAAGGCUCUAGCAUUUGGUCUGGACGACACAUCUGUCGAGACGGUUCUUGGGAGAAGUGGCGAUGCUACCGUAAUAGGAGAGUGCGCUGGUAUUGUCACUGCCGUGGGCUCAGAUCUGACGCACUCAUACCGCAUCGGUGAGCGCGUAUGUGCUUGGAAUACCAACAUUGCUCUUGCAACUCGUACACGAGUUAAAGCGCUCUUCGCGCAGAAGAUGCCGGAGUCAUGGUCCUUCGCCAUGGCCGCGGCCCUACCGCAGAAUACGGCGCUCGCGUACCAUGCGUUGCGCAACUGUGCUCACGUCGAGGGCGGGCAAACUGUGCUCGUCCACAAUGCGGGUGGAGCCCUUGGCCAAGCGGUGGUACUAGUGGCCGGCUUGCUUGGGCUUGCGGUCAUCGCCACCGUCCAGACAAAAGCAGACAAAGAUGCUUUGGUGUCACUUAGCGCUAUACGACCAGUUCAUAUUCUCUUCUCGGGCGAUUUCGCGCUAGGGCAAGCUAUCUUGCGCUGGACGGAAGGCUCAGGCGUUGAUUCAGUCAUCAACACGUCCUCGUCGUCGCUUCCCGCGGAGGUGUUUGCUUCCGUCAAGGCCUUUGGUACAGUUGUCGAUCUGGGCAAUCAGACAUCGAUAGCCGUUGGAGAUCGCGCCAUCCGAUACAUGAGUUUCGACUCAAGACAGCUCCUUCGAUACCUUUCUGCCUCAGCGAGUUCCGCUUCAAAGGCCGUGCUGUCAUUGCUGGCGGAUGAAAAUUCCGACGGCUUGAUCCCCAUUAUCGCGGUACCCAUAACCGAUGCCGCACUGGCUUUCAAAGCGGUACAAGCUAAAAAGAACAUUGGAAAAACGGUGUUGAUUGCCGAUGAGGACGCAGUGGUUGAUGUGAAAGAAGUGGCUGCCCAAAGCGUGAGUCCUGCACACGUCAAUCGCAUCAUUCAGAUCGUCAGCGGUCUCUCUCUGCCUGAAGCCCAAAAAGCUGAGUUGAUUGCAUCCAUAAGAGACGCAGCAGCCAUGGGGUCUGAUGCACCCAUAGAUCACAGCAAUGGCGCCUCCCCGCCCGCCAUCAAUGGCAGUGUGGACAUAGAACGACGCCUCGCUACUGCCAGCAGUCUCGAAGAGGCACGCACAAUCAUUCUCACGGAGCAAACCAAAAAACUUUCGUCUCUCGUAUCGGUCAAUGAGCAGCAGCUCGAUCCUUACCAGCCGCUCGCAGAUCUUGGCCUCGACUCUCUGAUCGCGAUAGAAUUCAAGGACUGGCUGGGACGCAGCUUGGGGGCCGAUAUCAGAGUCCAUGAUAUUCUCGAUGCCGACGGCCUAAUAGCACUGGCCGACCUAGUAGCUCAGAAGUCCAGGUUCAUCGCCAGUGACCUGCCUGAAGAACCGAUCCAGGCCUCGCCGGCGGCACACUCUGAAAAACAGUCUACCUCUGUUGCAGAACGCCAGACGUCCAAAUCCCAGGGAUCUGAUGCGCCUAGCGCAGUUAUAGGAGCGGUGAACGGUAAUCAUGCGGCGAAUGGCCAAACGAAGGGAUCCCGAGGUGUGCUCACAGCCUUUAAGGAAAACGGCGUCGCCAAUGGCACUACCGUCUCAGACUCCCCUGACCCACCAAAACGCGGCUAUUACUUUUCUCCAAACGCAUGUCCAAAAUUCCCCUUACCUCCACUAGAUUCUCUUAUGGAUGCCUAUCUCACAGGCGUGAAAGCCUUCACCACUCCAACCGAAUUCGCCAACACCCUCCGCCUCACAGAAGACUUUCAAACAAAGGGUAGCAAAGGUCGCCUUCUCUAUGACCGCGCAGCAGCAAGGCACGCAGACCCAGUCUGUGAGAACUGGGAGCACGAGCUCCAGCUCCGGCGGGGCUUCUUGGACCGCCGGAUCGCGCUCGUUCCGACGACGAGCUUCUGGUUCAGCCACCCUAUUAGCAAGCGCGCGCACUCGCAGGCGGAGCGUGCGGCACUGCUCGCAUUUACAGCGAACCAGUUCAGGCUGAAGCUUGAAGCAGGGCUGGUGAAACCAGUAGUGUUGAACGAGCGGGAGCUGACUACCGCGUAUCAUCCGUACAUCUUCAAUACGGUCCGCUUGCCGCAGGCUGGGAGUGACGAGAUGGAGCGGUACCCGGGGAUCGAUCAUUGCGUGGUGAUCUGGCGAGGCCACAGCUUCAAGCUAGAUCUCGUAGUGGGCGGACAGCCUGCGACGUUCGAGCAGCUGUUGGGGGCUUUCGAAUCCAUACUGAGUCGCGAACUGGACCGCGCACAGGUGAACAUAUUUACGUCUGACAACCGGCCUACAUGGGCAGAGGCGAGGCAGGUGCUGGUGCAAUUGAGUGCUGGAAACGCUACUACCGUCGCCGCUAUCGAGUCCUCUGCUUUCAUUGUCGCUUUGGACGAAGCUGCCCCCCAAACCGCUAACGAGCGAGCCAGACAGUUCCACUUUGGGGGUGAGAGAGAUGCGGCCAACCGCUGGCACGAUAAAUCUCUGCAGUUUGUCGUCUGUAGCAAUGGUGUCUCUGGCAUGAUCGGCGAGCACUCUAUGCUGGAUGCUCUCACCAUCACCGAACUAUUGGAUGCACAAGUCACAGCUAUCCACAAGUACAACCCACGGGCCGCCAGUGCAGGGCAGUCAGGCGUCACACCUGUGCAUCUAACCCUCAAGACGUCCACGGCGCUAGACACACGCAUUUCCUGCAUCAGGAAGGAAUUCGCGGCAACAAUCGCUGGCGCCGGCCACGAAUAUCUGCUCUUUGACGGGUACGGCUCCAGCCUCUUACGCGCGCAGAAGCUGUCUCCGAAGAGCGUUUUUCAGAUGGUCGUCCAAAUUGCCUCGCUCGCGACGUUUGGCUUCCUCCCGCCCUGCUGGGAGACAGUCAACCAGGCGCACUACCAUCUCGGCCGCGUCGACAUUAUCCAGGUCGUCGUCCCAGCGGUCGCCGCCUUCGUGCACGCUGCCCAAGAUGAAUCAAUCCCACUAUCGCAGCGCCGCGCCCUCUUGGUCGAUGCUACCCGUGCGCACGUCAAUCUGGUGAACAAGGCCAGCCGAAACCUGGGCUGGGAGCGCAAUUUGACUGCCCUUCGCGCACUGGCCGAGCCGAACGAGCUGCCGGAGCUGUACAAGGAUCCCGUUCAUGAUAGGGUGAGGCCACGUCUGAUGCAGAGCCAUUGCUUCGAGACGGGCAUGAUGGAGAAAGGAUGUAUCUCCAAGCAUCCCGACGCGAUAUGGUCACACUACGAGGUCUACGAUGGAACCGUGUACUUUUCGGCUGUGGGAUUUGACGCGCAGCGCGUGCGUCGGUUCUGUGGAAGCCUUAAAGAGGCGGCGGUGCUGAUGAAGAAGAUUGUUUUGGCGUAGCUUGUAUGUGAUCAGUGGCACGGGAUCCAU